UCAUUUUUCACUGUCUGUGGCUUUGGCAGUGUCCUCUUUUCUUCCACCAAGUGUGUCUUGUCCUCUUCCUCUUCUCUGCAGGUCGUGAACCACAAAUACCGCAAGGAUGUCUGAGAAAAAGAUGACCUCGAGCCGCAGGCAUCACCUGAAGAGUCUGAUCCUGCAGAUCGCUCAGAACUGGCUCGAGAAGGAGAAGAAAGAUGAUAUCGCUGCAAAAGAGGCCUACAUGGCCGAGCACUGUCCCCCCCCAGACACAAGUGGAGACCAGGCCGCUCUCAUGGAAGUCUGCAAGAAGCUCCAUGCCCUCAUCGACACCCUUGAUGAGGAGCGGUACGACGCACACUCCAAGGUGCAGAAGGCCGACAAGGAGAUUGAAGACCUGAAUAUCAAAGUGGUGGACCUGAGAGGUGUGAAGAAACCCGCUCUGAAGAAGGUCCGUAUGUCUGCUGACUCCAUGCUCAAGGCUCUGCUGGGCUCCAAGCACACGGUCAACAUGGACCUGAGGGCCAACCUGAAGCAGGUCAAGAAGGAGGUCAAAGAGGAGCCUACAGAAGCAGUCGGUGACUGGCGUAAGAACAUUGAGGAUAAGGCAGACAGGAAGAAGAUGUUCGAGUCUGCCUAAACACCAAACAAUGCCGCUUUUUUGUCAUUCUCUUUGUAUGAACUCCACGUGUCUUGCAUCUGUUGGUUGACCCAGGUGGCUGUUUUUUCUGUCUUCUUUAAAUCACUAAGCAGGUUAGUUUGUCGGAGAGGAAAAUUACUCUGAAGGUGUCUGAAGGUUCCUUUUUUUUGCACUUUGUUUUCUCUGGAGGGGAGAGGAGGAGAAUGUCGAGAGUUUCUGCAGGUUCACACACCGACACACGACACCAAGUCUUAAACUCCACACAUUCAGGGAGACAUUCUCACAAAACAAAAUAUGAAAUGUUGAAUAAACCAGAAUAAAGUCAACUGUGGAAGUAAA
This is a messenger RNA of Solea senegalensis (Senegalese sole), 961 nucleotides long. RefSeq names its product troponin I, fast skeletal muscle-like. Gene Ontology annotation, cellular component: troponin complex. The transcript is spliced from 7 exons. The record is from RefSeq and is a predicted model, not a curated record. Gene Ontology annotation, biological process: muscle contraction. Lineage: Eukaryota; Metazoa; Chordata; Actinopteri; Pleuronectiformes; Soleidae. Bases 107 to 622 code for a protein of 171 amino acids.